AUGUCCUCCAAGCAGACCCAACCCAUCUCUCAAUACACCUCAGUCUCUCGACCUCACCAAGGUCGGACGUCGCAAGCUUACGCAUACCAACAAGCUGGCGCGUCCAAUACGCUCAAUUCCUGGCUCUCAGAGGCCGAUUCGAAGGCGCCGUUUCACGCCAUCGGUGGGUACCGACCCAUGACUGCCGUUUCCGACAACGGCACGAAUACGUGGGGUUCCGGGCCAGCUCCGAGCAGCACCGGAGCGACGUGGGGCAGUGUACACGGCGAUCGGAGCUGA
Molecule: messenger RNA, 279 nt
Organism: Colletotrichum spaethianum
Lineage: Eukaryota; Fungi; Ascomycota; Sordariomycetes; Glomerellales; Glomerellaceae
Exons: 1
Coding region: 1-279 (92 amino acids)
Source: RefSeq, a predicted model, not a curated record